Gregarina niphandrodes is the source of this 381-nucleotide messenger RNA. RefSeq lists its product as hypothetical. The transcript has a single exon. The record is from RefSeq and is a predicted model, not a curated record. NCBI's taxonomy places the organism in Eukaryota, Apicomplexa, Conoidasida, Eugregarinorida, Gregarinidae. Bases 1 to 381 code for a protein of 126 amino acids.
AUGGAGGGGUCAGAGACAACUACAGGUCACUGGUAUGGGACGGUCGGGCUCGAUGGUGGUCUGGGUUGGAGUGUAUGUAUAUAUGGCACAGAGUCGGGGCAUAUGGCUCCAGGUGCAUGUCGUGAACCCCCCAAGGAGUCUCAAGCUUCGGAGUCUCAAGCUAAGAUGUCUAACCCUAGCAAGGCUAUUGAAACCAGCAAGAACGACACUUCUCAUGGAGGUGCCGUCGACCCAGUUGGUGUCCAGAAAGUGGAAGGUGUGGCUUUCGUUCGUGGGAACUCAUAUGAAAAUCCUCUUGAAUUCUUGAAGGCUGUGGAAUCUCAUAGAAGACAAGUGACUAAAGAGCUGAGCAAAGAUAAGACCACUGAACAGAAUAAGUAG